Messenger RNA from Prorocentrum cordatum, 300 nucleotides. The record is from the annotation of a GenBank genome assembly. NCBI's taxonomy places the organism in Eukaryota, Dinophyceae, Prorocentrales, Prorocentraceae.
AUGAAGGAGGAGGAAGAGGAGGAUGAGGGGAAAGACGGCACGCACGCUUCAGAUCAGACGGGGGCAAACAUGGCGCCUGCACCGCAGGCGCUCCACCUGCAGCCAGCAUCCAUGAGCUGCUCCAGAGUGCUGCGGACGGCGCUCGCCGCCACGCCACUGCCAACGACCACCGCAAGCUCAAGAGAGGAGGAGGAGGCGGAGGAGGAGGACAACGACGACGACGACGACGACGAGAAGGAAGAGGCGAGACCCCGCGCGCGGCCCCCCUCAGGGCAGGCAAGGCACGUCGGGGAUGCAGGG